UAGACGAUUCGCUCCGAAACUCAGCUCCGGCCGCCCGGACCGCGCCGCCACCCCCCGCCUCCCCCGCGCCCGCCGCCGUCUCCGCCUCCCGCCGGAAGGACCGCGGCGCCACACGAUAGCCGCCGAUGUCAUGUCUUGCGCGAGCGGCGAUGGCCAUCUUCUCCAGCCUCCUCGCGUGCCUCAAGCGGCUCAAGGCGGCGGGCUGCGGCCUCCGUUGCGGCGGCAGGGGCGCCGCCGGGAGGGCCGCGGAGGACGAAGCCGAGGACGACUCCUCCUCCGGCCUCUUCUACGACCUCCGGUCGCUCCAGGUCGCCACCAACUUCUUCUCCGAGCUGAACCAGCUCGGUCACGGCGGCUUCGGUCCCGUCUUCAAGGGGUUGAUGCCCGAUGGCCAGGAAAUAGCUGUAAAGAAGCUGUCUCAAACUUCAAGACAGGGGAUGAGGGAAUUCACCAACGAGGUGAAGCUGUUGCUGAAAAUUCAACACAGAAACCUGGUCAUGCUGAUGGGCUGCUGUGUGGAAGGACAGGAAAAGAUGCUGGUUUAUGAGUAUCUGUCGAACAGGAGCCUCGACUGUUUCCUUUUUGCUAAAGAAAAGUCUCCAUUGCUGGAUUGGAUGACUCGGUUCCGAAUAAUUACUGGUGUGGCGAGAGGUCUGUUAUACCUGCAUGAAGAAGCCCCUGAAAGGAUUAUCCAUAGAGACAUUAAGGCUAGUAACAUAUUGCUUGACGAUCAGUUGAAUCCCAAAAUUUCAGAUUUUGGUUUGGCGAGGCUUUUUCCUGGUGAAGACACGCAUCUGAAUACAAUGAAGGUAUCCGGGACUUAUGGUUACAUGGCUCCUGAAUAUGCAAUGCGUGGAUAUUUGUCCGUGAAAACUGACGUUUUCAGCUACGGAGUUCUGGUCUUAGAGAUUGUAAGUGGGAGAAAGAAUCAUGACGGCCGACUGGGUGCGGAAAAAACAGACCUCCUGAGUUAUGCAUGGAAGCUCUUUCAAGAAGGGAAGUCAUUGGAUCUGGUGGACUCGAGCCUUGUCAAAUACAACCCUGACGAGGCAGCAAUGUCUAUUCAACUAGGAUUGCUGUGCUGUCAAGCAAGUUACGGAGACAGACCAGAUAUGAACUCGGUGCACCUCAUGCUUUCCAGUGAUUCAUUCACAUUGCCCAGACCAGGAAAACCCGGAAUCCAAGGGCGAACAGCACGUUGGACAACGACUUCGUCUUCCGCAUUCACCAAAACUAAUCCAAGCAGUACACAAACUGGAGGUACUAAAGUUUCUACUGGUAGCAGCUUUGCCGAGGAGUAUUCUAGAAAUUCAAUCUCCAUUUCCUCCAUAGAUGAAGGCAGAUGACCUUAAAGCAUGUACAUGAGGAGAUGCUGGUCGCCGAUGCACAGGGUUUGAACCGGGAUCGUCAUAGCUCAUUCAAUACAUAGGUAAGAGUACCUACAUGCAUCGAACAUGUGAGCUCACUUGAUCUCGAUCCUUGAAUUUAAACACAGGAUCUACAUGAUUCAGUAGUUGAGCUCGAUUCCAGUCACAUUCUCGAGAAUGACCUGAAUGUAUUCUCGUCCUGUGCCACGGGGGACGCUCGAAACAUAGUGAUUUGCUUCAUCAGGGAAAGGUUUUCUUUGAAAUACUUCGUUUUCACUGGCCAAAAAGGCCUUGAGAGGUCGUAUCCUCGUCGAAGAUAGAGGUCAUCAUCGGCGGGUCCGAGGAGAAUUAGUGAUGCCCACUGCCUCUUCUAUAACCGUUGGAUAAGCGUAGAAUUUAUUUCAUAAAUUAUUUAGCUGCAUGUUUUAGGGAAAAUUAUAAGGCUCUCUUUAUUUCAUGAAAA
Eucalyptus grandis is the source of this 1830-nucleotide messenger RNA. Its product is annotated as putative receptor-like protein kinase At4g00960. The record is from RefSeq and is a predicted model, not a curated record. Gene Ontology annotation, molecular function: ATP binding; protein kinase activity. The transcript has 6 exons. NCBI's taxonomy places the organism in Eukaryota, Viridiplantae, Streptophyta, Magnoliopsida, Myrtales, Myrtaceae. Gene Ontology annotation, biological process: protein phosphorylation. Bases 126 to 1346 code for a protein of 406 amino acids.